Molecule: messenger RNA, 312 nt
Organism: Plasmopara halstedii
Lineage: Eukaryota; Oomycota; Peronosporomycetes; Peronosporales; Peronosporaceae
Exons: 2
Coding region: 1-312 (103 amino acids)
Source: RefSeq, a predicted model, not a curated record
AUGAGCUGCCACGAAGUUAUGAGUGUAGCAUUCCUUUAUUGGGUCAAAUACGUCCUUGAUCGGAGCACAAACAAAAAUGCUCAGAAUUUUCGCGUACAAACUUUGAAGUUUCAGGAACCUAACGCCAACAGACAAACCUAUAUCGCAAACGGACCUAGCGCUGCAAACCGUUUGAGACCGGCGACUUCACGGCAGACAGCGCGUCACCAUCUGUGUGUCCGAGCGUUAGAUCUCACUGAGAACUUUGUGGAGCAGUAUAUCAUGGCGGAAAUUGCUCUUGGCAGCACUCUCGAGUUGUUAUCGCGUCAUUAG